AUGCGUUUUAUUAGAUGGUUACUUUUGAUUGUAGUUUUAUAUUUGUUAAUAAUAAUUCAUCAAUCUGAAAGUUAUAAUGACCAAAAAUUAUUAAAAUGUCGUCAAUUCUUUGAUUCUUUACAAUUUAAAAGAAAUUGUAAUAAUCAUUAUCAUUUGAAAGAAAUUAAUCGUCGUGCCCAAACUACUAAUGAGCAAAAUGAAAUUCCAAAGCAAGUAGAGGAAAAGAAACCUGAAAAGAUUAAAGAAAUAUUAAAACAAAAAGAAAAGAAGCCUGAAGAAGCCAAAGAAGAUCUGAAACAAGUAGAAGAAAAGAAAUCUGAAGAGAAUAAAGAAGAACCGAAACUAGUGGAGUACAAGAAUUCCGAGGAGACAAAAGAAGGACUGAACCAAUUGGAGGAUAAGAAAAUUGAAGAGAAAAAAGAAGAACCAAAAGAAGUGGAGGAUAAGAAACCCGAGGAGAAAAAAGAAGAACCAAAGCAAGUGGAGGAUAAGAAAAUUGAAGAGAAAAAGGAAGAACCAAAAGAAGUGGAGGAGAAAAAAGAAGAACUUAAACAAUUGGGGGUUAAGGAACCUGAAGAGAAAAAAGAAGAAACGAAACACUUGGAGGUUAAGGAACCUGAGGAGAAAAAAGAAGAACCGAAAGAAUUGGAGGAUAAGAAACCCAAGGAGAAAAAUGAAGAGCCAAAACAAGUGGAGGAUAAGAAAAUUGAAGAGAAAAAAGAAGAACCAGAAGUA
This is a messenger RNA of Funneliformis caledonium, 735 nucleotides long. Lineage: Eukaryota; Fungi; Glomeromycota; Glomeromycetes; Glomerales; Glomeraceae. The record is from the annotation of a GenBank genome assembly.